CGCACUGCUUGUGAUUCUCCUGCACCGUGGUUUCUCUUUAUGGAUGUUUUGUGUAAAGUUUGGUAGCGGUGGAUUGAUAAGAAUCUGUUCUUCCAGCAGAAACAACCCGCGCCACUGCGCAUUGAUCUGAUCCGGCAUGUCUCAGGACAGUCAGCACGGCAAGUGGACCAUCUCCAGCAGUGAUGAUGAUGACGAUGAGGCUCUUCCUCCUUCAGGGACUGCAACAUCUGGUUCCCGUCAACCCGCUGAGUCCAGUCACAGUUCCUACCGAUCUGCUACUCCAUCACCACCCGUGGAGGUGAAACCAGAGCCAGCCAAACCACCGGUGUCCUCUCUCGCUGUUGGCUCAGAAGCCAGGCAGUCAGCCGCUAAGAGCCAGUUAAACCCAGUGAAGUAUGAAACCAGCCCUUCACUGGCUGGAAAACGCAAGAAAGUGGCGUCAGAUAGCACGGGCUGGGCUCUCUCUGAUAGUGAUGAAGACGAUGGAGAGGUGAAGGGAAAGAGUUUGAGUGACUUGCCAAAGAAGGAGCCUCCAAACCCCAAAACAAAGAAGCCAAAGGUGGAGAGCGAGCGUCCUCCAAGUCCUCACGGCCGACUUUACUACAUCGAUGAGCCCGAUGACUUCUUUGAGUCCUGUCUUCCUCCACUAAAUGACACCUACAGGUUUUACCUCAACAAAGUCACAGGACUGGAAAAGAAGUACAACAAUGGCGCUCUGCAUAUCCGGGACAUUCUUUCCCCAUUGUUUGGCACCUUGAAAGAAUCGGUUCAGUUUAACUAUUGCUUUGAUAUUGCCUGGAUGGUGAAGCAGUACCCAUCAGAGUUUAGGGAUCGCCCAGUUCUGAUCGUACAUGGUGAUAAGAGGGAGGCCAAAGCUCGACUCAUCCAGCAGGCUCAGCCCUUUCCACAUGUGCGCUUCUGCCAGGCCAAGCUGGACAUUGCUUUUGGAACUCACCAUACGAAAAUGAUGUUGCUGUGGUAUGAGGAAGGCUUCAGAGUCAUCAUUUUGACCUCUAAUCUCAUCAGAGCUGACUGGUACCAGAAAACACAAGGGGUAUAUUUAGUUGGCUCAACCCCAGGAAGAUAUGUAGGUUCAGAUAUGGAGCGCUGGGGCCACCUGAGGCUGAGGAAGCUGUUGUACGAGCAUACAAAUCCUAUUCCUGGCGAGGAAAGGUGGCCAGUGAUUGGCCAGUUUUCCAGCAUCGGCUCUAUGGGAUUGGAUAAAUCUAAGUGGUUGGCGGGGGAAUUUCAGCGCACCCUGACCACACUAGGAAAAUACUCUCUUCGCCCAGACCCUCCUGUGCACUUGCUUUAUCCAUCAGUAGAAGAUGUGAGGACGAGUUUAGAGGGAUAUCCAGCUGGAGGCUCUCUUCCCUACAGUAUCCAGACAGCUCAGAAACAACUUUGGCUCCAUUCUUACUUUCACCGCUGGAAGGCAGAAGCAACGGGGAGGAGUCACGCCAUGCCACAUAUUAAGACAUACAUGAGGGCAUCUCAAGAUUACUCUCAGCUUGCCUGGUUCCUUGUCACAAGUGCGAAUCUCUCCAAGGCAGCAUGGGGUGCGCUAGAGAAGAACAACACUCAGAUGAUGGUGCGUUCGUAUGAGCUGGGAGUCCUCUAUCUGCCGUCCGCCUUUGGCAUGAAGACAUUCUCUGUUGACAAAAAUCCAUUUCCGGUCUCUGCGUCCUUCUCGGGUUUCCCAGUGCCGUUCGAUCUCCCCCCUACAUCCUACACUACUAAAGAUCAGCCCUGGAUCUGGAACAUUCCUUACAGCCAGGCUCCCGACACACAUGGCAACAUCUGGGUUCCCUCCUGAUCACACGCACACACGUCUCAUUUGAUGUCUGUACCUGUUAGUUACUGUGUUUAGUUGUUAGUGGUCAUUAGCAUUUUUCUAAAUACUUUUAUACUGUACCAUAUACUCAUAUGAUUUCUACCAAUAAAUAAAAUAUUGUUAGAUUUGUGUAUUUGCAAUGUCAGUUGUUGUUUUUCAGCAUUAGAAUAAGAUUUAAACAUAAGAGGUUGCACUCAAAUAGCUUGAGUUAUAAGUCUUCAUAUGUAAUUCCAAUUUAGAAUCCCAGGAGAGGUCUGAUGUGAUCUUAUUUUGGCAUAAUGGGGGAGGUUCUGUGUAAAUUUACUUAAUUUA
Neolamprologus brichardi is the source of this 2146-nucleotide messenger RNA. The record is from RefSeq and is a predicted model, not a curated record. Lineage: Eukaryota; Metazoa; Chordata; Actinopteri; Cichliformes; Cichlidae.